UAGACUACGACACCGGAAAGCUGGGGGAGGUGCUCCGGCUGGAAGGGCGGAGGGUGCUGGCAGCGCUGGCGCUGGCGCUGGGGACCUGCUCGGCGGCUUCGGGAGACCGUCCGGCGACGGCGACAGCUCGCUUUCUUCCGCAUCCCGCCCUCGGCACGGCUCGCAGUCCUCUUGCCACCUGCGUCCGGCAAUGUGUCCCGCCGGCCGGGCGUAGCCGCUGCGCGUGCGCGGAACCACGGGGCCAUGAGCGAAGCCGGUGGCGGCCGGGGCUGUGGGUCCGCGGUCCCCCAGCGAGCACCAUGGAACUUGUUGGCGACGACGGCCGCGCUGUACCUAGUGAUGGCCACGUCGGUGUGGACGGCUGGGGCCGCGCCCAUGAGUAGGGAGGAAAAACAGAAGCUUGGGAAUCAAGUACUGGAAAUGUUUGAUCAUGCUUACGGUAACUAUAUGGAACAUGCUUACCCAGCGGAUGAACUCAUGCCUUUAACCUGCAGAGGCCGCGUCAGAGGCCAGGAGCCGAGUCGGGGUGAUGUGGAUGACGCCCUGGGCAAAUUUUCCCUGACACUGAUCGAUUCUUUGGACACUCUCGUGGUAUUAAAUAAAACUAAAGAAUUUGAAGAUGCAGUGAGGAAAGUGUUAAGAGAUGUUAACUUAGAUAAUGAUGUAGUCGUAUCAGUCUUUGAAACAAACAUCAGAGUUCUCGGGGGCCUGUUGGGGGGACACUCGCUGGCGAUCAUGCUGAAGGAGAAGGGCGAGUACAUGCAGUGGUACAACGACGAGCUCCUGCAGAUGGCCAAGCAGUUGGGUUACAAACUUUUACCAGCUUUCAAUACUACCAGUGGCCUUCCUUAUCCACGGAUUAAUUUAAAGUUUGGAAUCAGGAAACCAGAAGCCCGGACAGGGACUGAGACCGACACCUGUACAGCGUGUGCAGGUACCUUGAUCCUUGAGUUUGCUGCUUUAAGUCGGUUCACGGGAGCAACAAUAUUCGAGGAAUAUGCAAGAAAAGCUCUUGAUUUUCUCUGGGAAAAAAGACAGCGAAGUAGUAAUUUAGUGGGUGUGACUAUAAAUAUUCAUACUGGAGACUGGGUACGAAAAGAUAGCGGAGUUGGAGCGGGCAUUGAUUCCUAUUACGAAUAUCUAUUGAAAGCCUAUGUCUUGCUUGGAGAUGACAGUUUUCUGGAAAGAUUUAAUACACACUACGACGCCAUCAUGCGGUACAUCAGCCAGCCCCCGCUUCUGCUCGACGUGCACAUCCACAAGCCCAUGCUGAAUGCGCGCACCUGGAUGGACGCUCUGCUCGCCUUCUUCCCAGGUCUGCAGGUCUUGAAGGGGGAUAUUAGACCUGCUAUUGAAACUCAUGAAAUGUUGUAUCAGGUGAUUAAAAAACACAAUUUUCUACCAGAGGCAUUUACCACAGAUUUCAGAGUACAUUGGGCUCAGCAUCCUCUAAGACCAGAAUUUGCAGAAAGCACCUACUUCUUGUAUAAAGCUACAGGAGACCCUUACUACCUUGAAGUAGGGAAAACACUUAUUGAAAAUUUAAAUAAGUAUGCUAGAGUGCCUUGCGGAUUUGCUGCCAUGAAGGAUGUUCGUACGGGAAGUCAUGAGGACAGGAUGGAUUCUUUCUUCUUGGCUGAAAUGUUUAAAUAUCUUUACCUGUUAUUUGCGGAUAAAGAAGAUAUUAUUUUUGACAUAGAAGAUUAUAUAUUCACAACAGAAGCUCACCUUUUACCUCUUUGGCUCUCUACUACUAAUCAGAGCACCUCCAAGAAGAACACAACUUCAGAGUACAUAGAACUGGAUGACAGCAAUUUCGACUGGACUUGUCCAAACACGCAGAUUCUCUUCCCUAACGACCCGCUGUACGCUCAGAGCAUUCGCGAGCCCUUGAAAAAUGUGGUGGAUAAGAGCUGCCCCAGAGGCAUCAUCAGAGUCAGAGAGGAGAGUUUCAGGAGUGGAGCUAAACCCCCUCUGAGAGCCAGAGAUUUCAUGGCCACUAACCCCGAGCACUUAGAAAUCUUGAAGAAGAUGGGGGUGAGUUUGAUUCACCUCAAAGAUGGGAGAGUCCAGUUGGUUCAACAUGCAAUCCAAGCUGCCAGCUCCAUCGACGCGGAGGACGGGCUGCGGUUCAUGCAGGAGAUGAUCGAGCUGUCCAGCCAGCAGCAGAAGGAGCAGCAGCUGCCCCCGCGGGCCGUGCAGAUCGUGUCCCACCCGUUCUUCGGCCGGGUGGUGCUCACGGCCGGCCCGGCCCAGUUCGGGCUCGACCUGUCCAAGCACAAGGAGACAAGAGGAUUUGUUGCAAGCAGCAAACCAUACAAUGGUUGUUCAGAGCUGACCAACCCCGAGGCAGUGAUGGGGAAGAUCGCCUUGAUACAGAGAGGACAGUGCAUGUUUGCGGAGAAGGCACGCCACAUCCAGAACGCGGGAGCCAUCGGCGGCAUUGUCAUCGAUGACAAUGAGGGGAGCAGCAGUGACACUGCCCCUCUGUUCCAGAUGGCCGGGGACGGGAAGGACACCGAUGACAUCAAGAUCCCCAUGCUGUUCUUGUUCAGCAAGGAAGGAAGCAUUAUUCUGGAUGCUCUCCGGGAGUACGAGGAGGUGGAGGUGCUGCUUUCGGACAAAGCGAAAGACCGAGACCCUGACAUGGAGAAUGAAGAGCAGCCGUUCUCUGAAAGUGACUCUCAGAAUCAGAGCGCCGAGCCGCUCGCGCCGGGCUCUCAGGAGGUGGACUUGGGUGAUCACGAGUCUCCUGAAGACAGCUCCCUGGACUCGCCCCCAGAGUCCUCGCCUGCAGCAGCUGCAGAUGAGGCUGCAGACGUUUCUCCUUCUGAACAGAAUUCCGAUCCCCUAGAAAACCAUGAACCUCCGAGCCUUGACGGUGAAUGUACAGAUUUAGAUAACCAGCUUCAAGAACAAUCAGAAACUGAGGAAGACUCCAACCCCAACGUUAGCUGGGGUAAAAAGGACCAGCCCAUAGACUCCAUACUAGCAGACUGGAAUGAAGAUAUAGAAGCAUUUGAAAUGAUGGAGAAAGACGAACUAUGACUCACUGAAGAACGGGGCGGUAGGUAUUUAGAACGAGUAGGGGAACUGUGGUUCACAGACACCUCAAACGAAGCAGGCUCUCCAGUGGGAGGGAGGCUUUGAGUACGGUGACGAGCGACCACGUUCUGACCGGGAUAGCUGGUGUCAUAGGAGCCUGGAGCUUGCUGUGUCAGCAUCGACCUUGUUUCAGACUGUCCCACGAGAAGUGGAAACUCACAGUCCCCCUCAGAUGGCAGCACCCCAGGCCGGGGGCAGACUGCUGGACUCGCCUGGGAACCAGGGUUCUGCAGGCUCUGGGGGGACGAGAAGCAAAUGCGGUUGGUGGUGGCGCGGGGGACAGGAUUCGUGCCGCUCUCUGAUUGAAGGGAGCGCGCUCUCUCGGCCUCGGGCUCACAGGCCCUUUGGGGAAGCGAGUGCGAGUCCCGGGCGUUCUGCUCGUGCUACCCUCACGGAAACACUCGAAGUGACCCGAGCGGUUAGGAGGCAGGUGACGGUGAAAACAGCCUUUGUUCAUCUCUUUCACUUGCUUCAUUGUACAACAAAUGAUGAAGGUGACUUGAUUUUUCUUCCCUCUUAACAAUGUCCUUUUCAUUUAAACCAAAGGUGAAGCCAUUGUGCUUUCUCAGCGAGUUCUCUGCAUAAUGACUAAUCAUUGGGACCAGGUAACAAGGUCAUAUAAUAAUAUAUUGUGGAAAUUGGUUACUUAAUACUCCUGAAAAACGGAGCAAGGGAGAAACUAAUGUUGCAAUAUGAACUUGCCGUUGGGCCUUCCACAGGGAAAGCUGUGACUACUCUGCGAAGGAACUUGAUGGUAUACAUCCUUGUAGGGUAAGUGAUGAGUCUGUCCAGUGCAUUUCUCGGAGAGGUGGUCCCCUCCAGCCCGCAGCCUUACUCCGUCCCACGGCCGGGUUGCCGUUGGAGCCACACGGCCCGUGGGGCUGACGGGGGGUGCAUUCUGUUCCAGUUCCGUCUUAGCGAGUUAGGGUAGGGCUGUGGUAGUCACCUGAAAAUCCUGGGGUAAUACAUAUUUUUUUCUCAUCUUAAACUAUGAUUUCUAAAGUUGCACCUAAGGAAUCUGUCACAUUUUCUCUUGAAUCAUGGUUUUUAAGUUCGCUUUUUUUUUUAAACAAAUAUUUCUUCUGAUGUGGACUUGAAAAUUAGUCUAUGGUAACCUGUGUAAAAAACUUACACAGUAGCAACUAACAUAUAGCCAUAUUAUUUAAUAAAUUUUUCUUUUUGGUGGCAGUCUGGUGCUGGCCACAUUUAAUUUUUAAUUUGUUGUUGAUAUCUGUAAACAGCCCUAUAGUUGAAAUAAUGGCUUUAUUCCGUUUAUUUAUUUUUAACAACUUACCUGAAUCAGUUCUAAAGGAGUGUCUGAGACUUCACUUUAUCUCUCUUUGCCACGACAUCACCUGGUGACUUUCUCCUAAAACAGCUGUGAGGUGCAGGUGGCCCGCGAGUGGGUGUGGAGCCGUUACAGGGACAGCAGUGCUGUCCUGUAGUUCAUGUAUAUUCCUGUACAGUAUGUCUUAGGUCCAGGUAAACAUACUCUUUUACAAGGGGGUGAAUAGCUGCUUCCAGAAAUUCCAGCGAAACCUAAUUGGGUCAAUGAGUAGUAAAUCUCACCGAGCAUUCACUUUGGCGUGGGAGGGGGGUGGGCAGUGGGGAAGGAGUAGUAGACAAGAACUUCAUUGGCCCUCAAUUAAACCUGACACCAGAAUGGAUAUUUUUAGUCACUGCAUGUGAAAUUUGGUGUAAGAAGAUAGAACUAUAAUACAUAGAGUACACAAAAGGGUAGACGUAGUGCUUUGUUCACCUUAAUUACAAAGCUGCCAAAGUAGCUGAAGCUUCAUCACUUGACUUGCCUGGAUUUAUAGGACUGGGGCUUGGAGGAAAGGAGCAAAUGUUCCUCUGAGAGACUUUGACUAGAGAAGCCUUAUGUUUAGUGAUUUGUUUGUUUAUAUCUCAGAGCCAUUGUUGUCUAAAUCUCACUUUUCUAAAGUUGUCAAAACAAUGGAAUUUUUUUUCCCAGUAAAGGUUUUGUGGCAUAUAAGGUGAAGCCAGCUUACUGCUGCUGUCCCUUUCUUUGGCCAUAAGGGGGAGCUGUUGCCAUUGAGGUCUAGAAGCGACUUGCUCACUUGUUUAGAAAAGCAAAUCUUUAAAAAAAAAUUAUUUUUAAAGGGAAGGAAAAAAUUAACACAUUAUACUCAGCACCCAGAAGGAAUUAUACUUGACUUUUCCCCCCAUUUAAGAAAAGAAGGUAUAAGGUUUGGCUUCAAAACUGCAACAUUGAGAUUGACUCUACAUUUCUUAUUUGACAUAAUGCCAUGAAGUUGUUUCUGAGCUCAUUAAAAAAUUCCAGAGCACUAGGGCUUUUUUAUGUUUUGCUUUUUUAAAUACCAUCUAUAGAGAUUUUACUUACUUCCUAAAGAUUCAGGGGAUUCUGUGAAACCCUGGAUUUUAGAAACAUCUGGUCUACCUCAGUUAAGUGUUGACUGCACAGAAAUAGAGCUGAAGUAUCCACCACAGCCAUGAAAUUGUGUGACUGAGAAGCAUCUCUACAAUGUUUACAAGCCCGGAAUCAAGGGACGGUUUUCCCCGAAAGUUAAAAGUGAGAUAUUAGAACAAGGAUUUAAUUCAGGUAUUUUCACGUUUUAAACUUAACUUGUUUACCAACUAAGAACAGCUGUAGUUUUUCUGCUUAUGAAAGUCCACUGAAGUGACAGACCCUGACGGGCAACACUUUUCCCAUGAAGUUUUAGGCGUGAAGGAAUUGUGGUUUACCGGGCGUGUGUGGGGUAGGCUGUUUCGUUGGGCAGGUUUUCUUUUUUCCUUUCAACUUCAAUAGGCUUCCAGCAAGAACACAGUGGUUGUUACAGUAAAACCAGCAUUUGUUCUCGCACCAAACUCCAUGCCAGAGAGGAGCUCGGCAGAAGUAACUCAGACAGGGCUUACAGUUCCGAGGUGUCACAGGGGCAGAUUCAGUAAAUACUCCAGCCAGUCGUUUUGUGCGCAAGGCUUCCGUCAGAACAUAGAAAAAACAUUCUGUGAAUGAAACAUUGUAUGUUCAGAUUUUAUAAAAGACAUUUUUAAAAGCCCAAUUUACAGCCGUAUAUUUUCUUAUGAUGUAAUUUAUGAAAAAGACGUCUGUACUAACAGGUGCUGUAACACUGCUGUUGUCGGGUUUUAUUGUUUGGUGAUAAAUGUAAACAAUAUUUCUAAGGGGAGCUAUGUACUGUGAUGUAAAAGUCUGGGCAAAAUGUAUAUAAUCCUUGUAUAUAAUUGUGUAUUUGAUUAUAAUUACUGAUUGUAAAGAUUUAAUAAAACAUGUAAAUAUUCUGG
Messenger RNA from Phyllostomus hastatus (greater spear-nosed bat), 6390 nucleotides. It is a transcript of the gene EDEM3, whose product is annotated as ER degradation enhancing alpha-mannosidase like protein 3. Gene Ontology annotation, molecular function: calcium ion binding; mannosyl-oligosaccharide 1,2-alpha-mannosidase activity. Lineage: Eukaryota; Metazoa; Chordata; Mammalia; Chiroptera; Phyllostomidae. Gene Ontology annotation, cellular component: endoplasmic reticulum; membrane. Bases 244 to 3048 code for a protein of 934 amino acids. The record is from RefSeq and is a predicted model, not a curated record. The transcript is spliced from 20 exons. Gene Ontology annotation, biological process: endoplasmic reticulum mannose trimming; carbohydrate metabolic process; mannose trimming involved in glycoprotein ERAD pathway.